Aspergillus pseudoviridinutans is the source of this 699-nucleotide messenger RNA. RefSeq names its product 3,4-dihydroxy-2-butanone-4-phosphate synthase RIB3. Gene Ontology annotation, molecular function: 3,4-dihydroxy-2-butanone-4-phosphate synthase activity. Gene Ontology annotation, cellular component: mitochondrial intermembrane space; cytosol. Gene Ontology annotation, biological process: riboflavin biosynthetic process; aerobic respiration. The record is from RefSeq and is a predicted model, not a curated record. The transcript is spliced from 3 exons. The coding region runs from base 1 to 699 and encodes 232 amino acids. NCBI's taxonomy places the organism in Eukaryota, Fungi, Ascomycota, Eurotiomycetes, Eurotiales, Aspergillaceae.
AUGCCUUCGCCUUCAGAUCCCAGUCUGCAGUUCGAUUCUAUCGAAGACUCAAUCAAGGCUUUUAAAAACGGAGAAUUCAUAAUCGUCCUUGAUUCGCAAGAUCGUGAGAAUGAAGGUGACCUUAUCGUUGCCGCGGAGUCGAUCACAGAUGCGCAGAUGGCGUUUCUAGUCCGCUUUACGAGUGGUCUGAUUUGCGCACCUAUUACCCCUGAGAUCGCCCGCCGCCUCUCCCUGCCCCAGAUGGUCGUCGAGAACGCAGACCCCAAGGGAACCGCAUACACCAUUUCCAUCGACUCCAACGACCCCUCCGUCACGACCGGAAUCUCCGCACAAGACCGCGCCCUGACAUGCCGCACGCUAGCCUCUCCAACUGCCAAAUUCGAGGACUUGCGGCGGCCCGGCCACAUUAUCCCGCUCGAGGCGAAGAGCGGCGGCGUGCGCGAGAGAAAGGGACACACGGAGGCGACGGUUGAGUUUUGCCGUCUGGCGGGUAAGACGCCUGUUGGUGUGAUUGCGGAGUUGGUGGAGGAUGGCGAGCUCGUUGAGGGAAUCCCCGAGAUUCGUGGUAAUAACGGUAUGAUGAGGCGUGAUGGGUGCUUGAAGUUCGGCAAGAAAUGGGGGAUCAAGGUGUGCACGAUUGAGGAUUUGGUGGAGUACCUUGAGAGGACGGAGGGGCCUGUUCGGAAUGGGAAGCAUUGA